Molecule: messenger RNA, 2679 nt
Organism: Oryzias melastigma (Indian medaka)
Lineage: Eukaryota; Metazoa; Chordata; Actinopteri; Beloniformes; Adrianichthyidae
Product: arg8-vasotocin receptor
Exons: 2
Coding region: 672-1889 (405 amino acids)
Biological process (GO): positive regulation of vasoconstriction; G protein-coupled receptor signaling pathway; regulation of systemic arterial blood pressure by vasopressin
Cellular component (GO): membrane
Molecular function (GO): peptide binding; vasopressin receptor activity
Source: RefSeq, a predicted model, not a curated record
AGAUCCAGUUCGGAUCCAGAAUCCUCUUUUGUGAUUGUUACAGAUUAAAGUCAUACAUAUUGAGAAUGUCUUCCAUGUUCCUCCGUUGAUCUGUGUUUUUUUUCUCGUGUGAAGUUGGAGGAGGAGUUGUGCGCGCGCUCUCUCUGGGAGCCUUUAAAAGAGGCUCCAGAGAAGCUCAGACAUGAACCGCCAGCUGCUGCGCGUCACGAUGGAUCGAUGCGUUUUGAUUUUGGAUUUCAGCUCCUUUUCUGCGGUGAUUACGCGCUGGUGACCUUUACGCACAGACACGCGCGCGGAUCCUGGAACAGGUGACCGCAACGCACAGGCACCCGGGCUGCUCCGUGCGCUCAAAUCCUAGAGCUGGUGACCGUUACGCAGAGAAACUCGCGCAGAGCCUGGAUCUGGUGACUGUUACGCACGGGCGCAUGGACAGCUCCGUGUUAGAGGACUCUAGAGCUGGUGACCAUUACGCACGGGCAGCUCCGUGCGCGCCGAUCUUGGAUCUGGUGACUGUUACGCACAGGCAUUUGCGCAGAGCCUGGAUCUGGUGACCGUUACGCACAGGUGGAGCUGGUGACUGUUACGCACAGGCACGCGCGCAGAGCCUAGAUCUGGUGCCCAUUACGCACUGGCACGCGGGCAGCUCCGUGCGCCCGCAGCAGAGCGGCACCAUGCUCUUCCCCUCGGAGAGCCGCUGUAACCUGACGGGUCAGAACUGCUCCCUGAACGUGACGCAGCACCUGGGGGGCGCCAAGAAGAACCACAGCGACCCGUUCGGGCGGAACGAGGAGGUGGCCAAGAUCGAGAUCACCGUCCUGAGCCUCGCCUUCGUGGCGGCGGUGGUGGGGAACGUCAGCGUGCUGCUGGCCAUGUACCGGACGCGGCGGAAGCUGUCGCGCAUGCACCUGUUCAUGAAGCACCUGAGCCUGGCGGACCUGGUGGUGGCCUUCUUCCAGGUGCUGCCGCAGCUCUGCUGGGAGAUCACCUUCCGCUUCUACGGGCCGGACUUCCUGUGCCGCAUCGUGAAGCACCUGCAGGUCCUGGGCAUGUUCGCCUCCACCUACAUGAUGGUGAUGAUGACCGUGGACCGCUACAUCGCCAUCUGCCACCCGCUGCAGACGCUGCAGCAGCCCACGCAGCGCGCCUACAUCAUGAUCGGCUCCACGUGGGCGUGCAGCCUGGUCCUCAGCACCCCGCAGUACUUCAUCUUCUCCCUCAGCGAGGUCCGGCCCGGCUCCGCCGUCUACGACUGCUGGGGCCACUUCGUGGAGCCGUGGGGGCUGCGCGCAUACAUCACCUGGAUCACGGCCGGGAUCUUCCUGGUGCCCGUGGCCAUCCUGGUGUUCUGCUACGGCUUCAUCUGCCGCACCAUCUGGAGGAACCUCAAGUUCAAGACCAAGAGGAAGCGCGCGGACGCCGUGGACGGGGUCUCCAAGAACGGCAUCCUGAGCCGGAGCUCGGUCAGCAGCGUCAGCACCAUCUCGCGCGCCAAAUUACGCACGGUGAAGAUGACCUUCGUGAUCGUGGUGGCCUUCGUGGUGUGCUGGGCGCCCUUCUUCACCGUGCAGAUGUGGUCCGUGUGGGACCAGACCUUCUCCUGGGACGACUCUGAGAACACCACGGUGACGCUCUCCGCCCUGCUGGCCAGCCUCAACAGCUGCUGCAACCCCUGGAUCUACAUGAUCUUCAGCGGACACCUGCUGUCCGACUUCUUCAGCAGCCUGCCGUGCUGCCGCGGCCUGAAGAUGCAGCUGCAGCAGCAGGACUCGGACAGCAGCCUCCGCCGGACCACGCUGCUGUCCCGCCUGCAGGGCCCGCGCCUCUCCGAGCCGUUCAGGGACCUCAACCUCGCCGGUAAAAGCUGCCCGCCGGUCCCGUCGCCGUCCUAACAUAUUCGCUGGGACGGAGGGAAUGAGCUCAUCGGGAGUUUGUUUUGGCUGGUCCACGCCAGUGGAAAGGCUGACGCUGCAGGAUGCAGAGUUUUAAUAACUCGUCAUCGCGCCAGACUGUAGCUUUUGGCAGCAGGGCGGUGUCAAAACAAAUGCAGCUGAUGGACCGGCCUGGACAGAACUGCUGCUUCAUGACUGGAGGAACACGUUUUCAUUCCAGUCUUUGUUGUGGAGUCUUAAGAAGGACGUAUUAAUGGAGCCAGGCUGCAGGUUUAAUAUAGAAGUCAACUCUGUAAUAGAAAAAAACAACAAAAACACAGAUCCAGAAACAGUUUCAGCAGCAACAUCCCAGAAAAAACCUCAGAUUACUAAGAAAAACAACAAAAAACUCAGAUUUCUGAUUAGGACACGCCCACAUGGAUCCUGUCAAUCAUAUUCGGAAACCAUCACCUUUAGUUUUUAGACUCUAGACCAGGAGUCUGCAUCCAUUUCCAAUUGUGGGUUUAUAUCACAGUUGUUGACCAACGGGUCACUUUGUACCGACAGAAAAAGGAAAAACAUGCGCUAACUUAAAUUAUUUCCGUUCAGUUCAUUUUCUCAUCCUGAAGGAAGUUUUAUUUUGAAGAACUUACGGAUUCUGUUCAUAACAUCCAUGUUGGUCACAUGACUUAAAGCGGCUAGCUGUGUGGCUAAGCUAGUAGCUAAAAGCUAACAAGAACAAACAGAAUGUGUUUGUAAAGUUUCUUUUUUUUAAUUAUAGUAUUUCUAUAAAUAAAAAUGUUAUUUUUUU